Messenger RNA from Cryptomeria japonica (Japanese cedar), 705 nucleotides. Its product is annotated as secreted RxLR effector protein 161. Lineage: Eukaryota; Viridiplantae; Streptophyta; Pinopsida; Cupressales; Cupressaceae. The coding region runs from base 1 to 705 and encodes 234 amino acids. The record is from RefSeq and is a predicted model, not a curated record. The transcript is spliced from 2 exons.
AUGAUGGAUUCCAAACCCAUGUCUACACAUAUGGAAUCAGGUUUGCAACUAUCCACAUCUGAUACAUCUUCUCAGGUGAAUACAACUCUCUAUCGUCAAAUGAUUGGAGGUUUGAUUUACCUAACUUAUACUAGACCAGACAUUAGUUUUUCUAUUAAUUACCUAUCCAAAUUCAUGCAAGAACCAAAAACGUCUCAUUGGAAUGCAGUAAAAAGGGUCUUAAGGUAUAUUCAUGGUACGAUAGAUCAUGGUUUGGAAUACAAAAAUAAUGAUCAUUUUUUCCUGACAAGGUACACAGAUGCAGACUAUGCAGGUUUAGUUGAUGAUAGGAAAUCCACUUCUGGAUAUGUUUUCUUUCUUGGUUCAGGACCUAUUUCUUGGGGAAGUAAGAAGCAACCCAUAGUUGCUCGUUCUUCUACAGAAGCAGAGUAUCGUGCAGCAAAUGCAACAAUUUGUGAAGCAGUUUGGCUACGUCGCAUAUUUGAAGGAUUGGGGGAGAAGAUCCCCAAGACCAGGUAUUAUUAUUACAAGAAUUCUUCAACAACCCACAAAAGCAGGAGUGGAAAAGAUGGUGAAUGUGGGAGCAAAUCAUCUUCUCUCAGAAAGCGUUGUGUGGGUGCAGUGAAAGAGCGGAGAGCCAGAUUGUGCAUCAUUACACGCUGUCUUGCCAUUCUACUCUGCUGGCACAGAUAUGAAGAUGCUUAG